Molecule: messenger RNA, 1050 nt
Organism: Papaver somniferum (opium poppy)
Lineage: Eukaryota; Viridiplantae; Streptophyta; Magnoliopsida; Ranunculales; Papaveraceae
Exons: 2
Coding region: 1-1050 (349 amino acids)
Source: RefSeq, a predicted model, not a curated record
AUGCUUGAUUGUACUCCGGACAUAAGCAAUGAAGAGCAAAUGUCUCUAGUUAUAAAAUGUGUAGAUAUGUCCACGUCUCCGACCAAAGUUGAGGAAUACUUUCUGGGAUUUGUAAAGGUGGACGACUCGACGGGAAGAGGACAUUUUAAUAAACUUGAAGAGCUCUUACAGGACCUAGACCUUGAUAUUCGUAAUGGUAGACGGCAAGGGUACGAUAAUGGAGCUAAUAUGACAGGAAAAAAUAAAGGGGUGCAAAAGAGACUACUAAAGAAACACGUAAAAGGUCUUACCGUUAAACCAUUAUCAGAUACUCGAUGGGAAAGUCAUAUAGAAGCUAUCAAAGCAAUCCGAUUUCAAGCUCUUGAAAUACGAGAUGCCUUAUCAGAGUUGUUGAGUUUGGCUGAUUUUGAUGCGAAGACAAGGGGUACUGCUUAUUCCAUAUUGACACGGGAGAUUGAUAAUUUUGAGCUUAUUCUUGGUAUGGUUGUUUGGCAUAAACUACUUCUUGCGGUUAACUCAGUGAGCAUUAAACUUCAAACCAAAGAUAUGCAUCUUGAUGAUGUUGUUACUAAAUUAAAAGAUUUAUUUUUUUUCUUUAAGGAUUACAGAAGGAAUGGAUUUGAAGAGGUAUCGGAAGAAGCUAAAACACUUGCAACAUUUAUGAAUAUAGAUUCUAUUUUUUAUGAGGUACGAGCACGAAAAAGAAAACAACACUUUGAUGAAAUUGAGACAGAAGAAGUACAAUCACCACUGCAAGGCAAAAAAGCCUUCCAAAUUGAAUACUUCAUUUUUAUAAUGGACCAAGCUAUAUCUUCUCUAAAACGUAGGUUUAAACAGUUUCAAGCAUACAAGGAAACUUUUGGUUUUUUGUUCGAUAUAGAAAAAGUAAGGUAUCUUGAUAAUAACACCUUAAGGAAUUCUUGUGUUAAACUUGAAAAAUACCUAAGCUAUGAAAUGGAAUUAGAUAUUAAUGGGGAUGAGUUAUAUAUGGAGUUGAAGGUUUCACAAAUCUUUUUGCCUAAGGAAACUAAAAAAGCUAUCAAGUGUUGA